CCUUCUUCUGCCGGCGAACAGCACGCGCAUUGCCGCCUGCCUCGAGUGCGCGCGUCCCCAAGCACCCCUCGAUCGUCUGCGCACCCAGGCCCAGCUGGAAUGCCUGCGCUGCCCUCGCAGCGCGCCUCGCUGUGUCUCUUCUGCGAAUUCGCCGCCCGAACGCGCCUGCAGCCCCAGCGCCUCCUACCGCGCACCCAGCUCGCCCAUCGCUCUGCAGGAGCCGUGAAGAGAAUCAAGCCCAGAUAUGACGACGCUGCGGGCAAUCGCCUGCGCCAGGCCAGUGCUACGCGAUCGGACCUCCGAGGAAAGAAUGCUUUCAAUCCGCUCCACAGGGACGGCCGCGCGGGCAAAGGCUACCCAGACUUCUUCCAGGAUGUGCGCAACCAGAUGCAGACGCUGAGAGCCGACCUCGCCGAGCCAAGAUUCCUCCAAAGCCUCCACAUGGACCGCGGAACCUUCGAUGAAGAAUGGGACACAUUCGAGCGCGCCGUCAGCCGGUGGAUCAAGCAAGGAGCACCCGAAAUCAUGAGCUUCGCCCAAGGUGGCUUGGGGAACAAGAAGAAAAAAGCCCUGGAGAGCAGGCUGCGGUACCUGUUCUAUGCGCACGUCUACGGUGGACGCUUCACAAAGGCCGAGCAAGAGAACCAGAAGCAAGUGGCCGACCUUCGUUACCCUGCCGAAUGGUACCCUGCAACGAGAGAGAUACCGCGCACAGUACAUCUCCACGUCGGCCCUACCAACUCCGGAAAGACGUACCACGCGCUCAAGAGGCUGGAGGAGGCGGAUAGAGGCAUAUACUUGGGCCCGCUUCGACUGCUCGCCCACGAAGUGUUCACUCGCCUCAACGCCAAGGGCAAGCCCUGCGCCUUGGUGACUGGAGAGGAGCAGCGCGUGCCCGACGGCGACGUUAAGAUGUGGAGUUGCACCGUGGAGAUGGCUCCGCUCAACACCCCGCUCGAUGUCGCAGUCAUAGACGAGAUCCAGAUGAUUAACCAUCCAGAACGAGGUUGGGCGUGGACAUCGGCAUUCUUGGGUGUCCAAGCGCGCGAAAUCCACCUCUGUGGCGAGGCACGAACGGUACCCAUCAUGAAGGAACUCUGUGCUCUCGUUGGAGACAAGGUCGAGGUCCACGAAUACGAGCGACUUACUCCGCUGAAAGUAGCCAACAACAGCUUGAACGGCUCGUUGAAUAGGCUUGAGAAGGGCGACUGCAUAGUUGCAUUCUCCGUGCUGGGUCUCCAUGCGCUGCGCAAAGAGGUGGAAACGAAAACAGGGAGAAAAUGUGCCAUUGUAUAUGGCAGUCUACCGCCUGAAACGAGAGCUCAACAAGCUCGCCUUUUCAACGAUCCGAAUAACGACUACGACUUUCUGGUCGCCAGCGAUGCUAUAGGCAUGGGACUGAAUCUGAGCAUCAAGCGCGUCAUCUUCGAAUCCACCAUGAAGAACAAUGGCUCUGAAUUCGUACCAUUGAAGAUCUCUGAAGUCAAACAAAUAGGCGGUCGUGCCGGUCGGUACCGGACUGCGCAUCAAGCUGUCGCAGUGGACACACUAGCAAAGUCUGAAACCGCAAUUGAUCCAGUCAUAGGUCUAGACGAUGUCAAGGGAGAUGUCGUGGAGGAAAACACGGUUGCGGCACCGCCAACCGUCGGGUUUGUCACCACCUUGGACCGCAUUGACCACGACUAUCUUGCGUCAGCCAUGGACCAGGAGCCCGAGCCGAUCGAAUCUGCAGGUCUCUUCCCGCCGGCGUUGAUUGUGGAGCGAUUCGCAAAUUAUUUCCCCCCCGGGACGCCCUUCAGCUACAUCAUGCUCCGCCUCCACGAAAUAUCCGUCGUCCACCCGCGCUUUCAUCUCUGCGCUCUGAAAGACCAGCUUGCCAUAGCUGACGUGAUCCACACGGUGAAGAAUCUAUCCAUUGCAGAUCGCAUCAUGAUUUGCGCCGCUCCAACAAACAUGCGGGAUGAAGGAGAGCGCGAAUUUCUACGUGCGCUCGCCGAGUGCAUUGCAGAAAACAAGUCGGGCGCGCUCCUCGACUUGCCCAAACUUCCGCUCCAUGUGCUUGACGAACAGCCCACAGCCGAACGGAAGUACCUGUACAGUCUCGAGCAGCUCCACAAGAUGAUCGUCUCGUACUUGUGGCUCAGCUACCGCUUCCCGCAGGUUUUCACCACCCGGAAGCUGGCAAACUACCUAAAGCAGUUGACCGAGGACGCCAUCGAGCGCACGCUGACACAGUUCUCGUGGUCGGAUGUCAGGAAAAAGCGGAAAGAGAGGACGCGCGAGGCCAUACGCGACAUGCGAGAGCAACAGAGGGCGGCUAGGGCGGCGGAGGAAAUCGACCGAGUCGUCCUGCCACAAGAAGUGCGCGAGGUCCUAGACGACAAGACGUCGUUCAAAGACGCCGAACCCCCUGUCGAUGACGAGGGCGAGUACCACCCCGAGGAGCUCGACGAUCUGGAUUCUGCAGCGCCAGCUAAGCAGCAGGCGACACAGUGAUAGCCCGAGACUGCCCACAGCCCUGAUGGGCCUCCCGUUCUUGAUGCACGCGAGCACCGCAACCGAGGUUGUCGUAGAAAUGUAAUAAUAGUGUAGCAGCAUGGGAGAGGCGUUUGUACAUUUUGGAGCAUUCAGGCGCAUCGAAUACCCCGUCGCAUUCGAGGCGGUAUUUCAGGGAAAGACCAGGUCAUGUAAAUAGAAUUGUAAACCACCAAAUGUAACAACUACAC
Messenger RNA from Paraphaeosphaeria sporulosa, 2726 nucleotides. RefSeq names its product P-loop containing nucleoside triphosphate hydrolase protein. The transcript has 2 exons. Gene Ontology annotation, molecular function: RNA helicase activity; ATP binding; hydrolase activity, acting on acid anhydrides. The record is from RefSeq and is a predicted model, not a curated record. Gene Ontology annotation, biological process: RNA catabolic process; mitochondrial RNA 3'-end processing. The coding region runs from base 100 to 2496 and encodes 798 amino acids. NCBI's taxonomy places the organism in Eukaryota, Fungi, Ascomycota, Dothideomycetes, Pleosporales, Didymosphaeriaceae. Gene Ontology annotation, cellular component: mitochondrial degradosome.